Synchiropus splendidus (mandarinfish) is the source of this 1187-nucleotide messenger RNA. RefSeq names its product interferon gamma receptor 2 (gene ifngr2). Gene Ontology annotation, molecular function: protein binding. The record is from RefSeq and is a predicted model, not a curated record. NCBI's taxonomy places the organism in Eukaryota, Metazoa, Chordata, Actinopteri, Syngnathiformes, Callionymidae. Bases 150 to 983 code for a protein of 277 amino acids. The transcript has 7 exons.
GUAGGCCCAAGAUGGCCGUGUAGAGUCUGUCAUCGAGAUCGAGAUGUCUGCUAGUGAGAAAGGAAACCAAGAACUUCUUCAACUCGACAUGAACUUUCGUGGAAAUAUUGUCAUAGAUUGUUAGCAAACUGUGUGAUGAUGUCACCGUGAUGUUGGUCGUCAUUUUUUGUGUGUGGUUCAUUCUCGAAGUUCGGAGCGAGGUGCCACUCCCGCAGAGUGUCCAGGUUGAUCGAGGACUCCUGACGUGGGAGUCUGAUUCCGGACUGGAGGACACCUCGUUUACCGUUUUGCAAAGAAGCCUUCGCUCUGAGAGUUGGACAGUCGUCUCUUCCUGCUUCCAGACGAACGCCACUUCCUGUAAUGUUGAGUCCAUCACAGCAGAAGGGGGUCCGGAAUGUGUUCAACUGGCUGUACGAGAAGAGCCACCGGGGGAGAGCUCUGAGGUUGCCAUUGCCUGUAGUGCGCAUGGGGGCGCCUGCACUCCUUUGGUCCGGUUGUUGGGGGCUCCUGGCGCCAUAACAAUCCAGCUGAGUAGGACUCACAGAGUGAUUGAGGAGCAUGGUCUUGACAUCAAACACCUAAUUUAUUUCGGGGAGGAAGGAGCCCCACUGGAGCCUCUGAACGGCAUCUAUUUAGCCUCUACGGAAAAGUCAGGACUGGUAGGGGGUCGGAACUACUGUGCCAGCGUCCAGUUUACUUUCUACGGCCGACCUGUGGGACUUCCCAGCUGUGCUGUGUGUGAACGUGUCCCCGAUUCGAACGGGAAAGAGUUAGUGAUCGUCAGUUGUGUCCUAUUGGUGCUUUUUUUCUUUUCAUCACUUGUUGCAUACUUCAUUCUGUUCCAACGACAGAGGAUCAAGAAGUGCCUUCACAUGCCCUACCACAUCCCAGCUGAGACGCUGGAGCCUCUAGCUGUCUCUGUGAAGCCCAACACAUCAGUGGAAGAGCACUAUGACAACAUUUCCACCAUUGGAUCAAUCUGAGGUCCGACAGGAGAGAGUUUUGGAUCCGUUUGGACUCAUGCCAGUGUGCGAUGACUGGAAAAAAAACUCGGUGGCUGGUGAUAUGAUGGCCAUCAUUGCUGCCCGCCCUUCACAAAAUGAUCAUUAUUAAAUAGUAUAAUCACACUAUUUUUUUGUGUCUAUCAAGUUUGUGUGAAAUUAAAAUAAAUCAAUGUCUUUUUACAA